This is a messenger RNA of Gossypium raimondii (Peruvian cotton), 375 nucleotides long. RefSeq lists its product as uncharacterized. Bases 47 to 343 code for a protein of 98 amino acids. The record is from RefSeq and is a predicted model, not a curated record. The transcript is spliced from 3 exons. NCBI's taxonomy places the organism in Eukaryota, Viridiplantae, Streptophyta, Magnoliopsida, Malvales, Malvaceae.
CUGAAAGUAAAAAAAGAACGCUCUGUUCAAAGUUGGAAAAGAAGGAAUGGCGACUUCACCACCUCAGCAGGUUGAUCAUCACUCUCUUCCUCCGCCUGUGGCUGAAGAACCUGAAUCUCUCCUCUCUUCUCUCGUUUUUGAUUUGUCACAACAUGUUCAGAUGGCAAUGGAGAAUAUGCUUAAGAUGAUAAACGAAAUUGAUCAAAACUCCUUGGGAAUAAUGGAAGAGGUAGAGAAGUGCAAAGAAUCUGCUCUUGAAAGGAAGAAAAGUUUGGAGGAAGAGAAGGAAAAGUUUCAGAAAGCUGCAUACACUGUUUUGGACAUGCUGAAUAGCAGAGAAUGAAAAUCGUAAGCCCUGUCCACAAACGGGUAAAU